Molecule: messenger RNA, 7440 nt
Organism: Sphaeroforma arctica JP610
Lineage: Eukaryota; Ichthyosporea; Ichthyophonida
Exons: 4
Coding region: 1-7440 (2479 amino acids)
Source: RefSeq, a predicted model, not a curated record
AUGUUCUACCCUUUAAUUGUGGUGCAAAUACACACACGCAACCAACCAACCAAUCAGAUCUCACAACUCGACGAAGUGCGCGCCAAUAGGAUGAGAGCCUUAAACGGCAUCGCCCAAUCAGAUGCACGCAAUACAUCCGUCAAGGACAACGUCACGCACUCCCAUGCCCAGUCCGCGGGGCAGUGCCAGUCCGACCCAAUGGCGUUGCCAGACCGUCAGCGUUCAGAGGAUACCCACACCCACCCCUGCGAUGCAUACUCCGCCGACAGACCAGCCCACCAGCACGUCAACGCCCACGUGCGUGCACUCGGCGAUGGUGCAGGAGGAAGGCUCAGCCCACACACAAGUGGGGAGGGCCCUGAGCGACUACCGUUGGGUGAUGCGUGUGUGUCCACUGGGGUGACGCAGGCGCAAGGGAGUGUGCAGGCAGCCCAAGGCAUGCGCACGGGGUCGGAGAAGGGGAGAAAUGCGACUGAUACCACGGCCGUGCGGGACAGUGGCACUGGCGGUGUAGAAAUAGGCACCCGCGGGAGUGGGUCUGGUGACGCGGGGCCCAAUGGGGCUGCGGUUAUGAACGCGAGCAUCAAUCAGAAUGCGGGUUACAAUGAACCGACCAAUGGGAGAGGAGGUGUGGUUGUGGAUGAUCCAUCAGCUCAGACUCCGCGCGCGCUUGCUGAGACGAUGUCACAGGCACUCGACUGGGGCACCCAGGGAUUUGAUACCACACCGGUGCGAUGGACAUCCGGUGUAUAUGCGAACACCUAUGAGAACGGAGAUGUAGGUACGAGAGCCAAUCAUAACGGAGAUAUAUGCACUAGUACAGAUGGGGCUGGAGAAUCGACCGCGACCGGCGAUGAGUACAUGUAUAGAAGCACCAUUGCGAGGGCCAAUGGGAAUGGCGCGACGACUGUCAGAGAUAUCCAGACAGCGCAUGUCGGGUGCAUCGCCGUGGAGAAGCAUGUGCGUUUCCAUGACAACGCUUCUCCACCGGCUCCUGCACACCCUACAGCACACACAGAAACGUCAGUCACGCAUGCCGCUGAAGGGGUGUACCGCUCUGCCUCACACACACUCCCUGCCCACGCCACAAUCGAUGUCGGUUCUAAGAAUAGAUCGGCAGUUGCCAGUUCUAAAAAUAGAUCGGCCAGUACUUCCCCACCUACUACCCCCUCAGGCAGGGCGCCAACCCCCAAGACGUCGUCCAAACGGACAGGCACACCCAAGUUUAGGGCCAACUCGGGUACCACUCUGGAUACGAACGUGGACCUGGGCCCUGUCCAAAAAUCAGAUACAGGUGCAGAUACGAGUGUGCAUGGAGACACGGAUACACACGCACUGCUGCGGAGUGCGAGUACUACGGUGCCGUACAGCUCUGCGAUGUCCCAGGCCCUGCAGUGGGAUCUUGGAUGGGAUGAUGUGGAAGGCGCGGAUGAAGCAGGUGACGGAAUAAUAGAUUUCGGUAACGAAAUAAGCGAGGGAACGGUUGCUGAUAAGGACUUUGUUGGAAGCGGUGAUGAAGCAGGUGACAGAAUAAUAGAUUUCGGUGACGAAAUAAGCGAGGGCACGGUUUCUGAUAAGGACUUUGUUGGAAGCGGGGAUGAAGCAGGUGACGGAAUAAUAUAUUGUACUGAUGGAUUAGACGAUGGAGCAUUGGGCGACUUCGGGAGAGGUGUGCAUGAGAUGCCAUGUGGUGAGGAAAUAGGCGAGGGCGUGGGUAGGGAUGUGAAAGUAGGUGACGAAAUAAGCGAGGCUGCAGAAUGUGAGCCACGGACUAAUCCGGUACUACCCGAACAACAGUAUGUGAGUGAAUCUGUAGUUAACACUUUGAGUCCGAAAAUUGGGAUAGAGGUGCAGGGACAAGUACCCAGUCUUGCUCUCGGUAGAAAGGGACAGGGGGAUCCAGAGAGGACAGUCCUGGUUGGUAGUGCUACGACACAUUCGCACGCGCACAAGCGACCAAAACCACAUACACAACCAGAAGUACAACCACAGCCACAGCCACAAUCUCAAUCGCACUCAGACAGUCAAAUACAGUCGCACCCGCACCCAAUGACACAGACCCAAUCCCCACCACUGCCACAGCCACAGCCACAGCCACAGCCACAGCCACUGACACACCACCACCCGCGCACAGUAAUGCACACCCAACCGCACACACAGUCUCAGCCACCCACCCUAUCACAGUCAGCACAUGUACAGCCACACUCACCAUCACAUGCACAAUCACAAGCACAUCCACAGUCACAGUCACAGGCACAGCAUAUGCCCCACCGUACGCAAGCGGGGAGAGCGCUGAAGCUCACUUGGGACACAGCCGCAAACACGGCUACAGACGCGCCUGGUAGGCAACCCACCGCACAACUGAGUAUAGAAACGACGGGACGCCACAGGCACGACACACACCCAGAUGCGGAUACGACAACCCGUGCGACUAACCGAGAUGCACACACGGCACCCCACCGCACAAACACGACGGGACGGUUGGUGCAGGGACCACAACGAGACACGGAGACGUCAGAUAAGACGACCCACGGGCCACAGCAAGGCAGCAGCAGUACAACCUCUGGAGAGAGAGAGUGCACACCACCAGGCCUAUGGGGGAUGGAACACGACCCACCCGUGGCACAGGAACGCACGCACAGGCACACGGCCGCACCAGACAGACGCGUAGAGAAGCAGGGCAAGACAGAGAUCACCACACAGACACUACAGGCAGUAGGCGACGGUAUGGACACGACAGGCAAGCUAGAUAUUAAGAGCGAGAUCAUGAAGGCGUCCCUAGAGGGAGGGCGGUCUAUAUAUGGGAAAAGGGAGCCUGUAGGUGAAAAUAUCACACGUGCAGGUAAGAAUAAGGGGGCAGGUAAAGAUAACGAAGACGUAGGUAGGAAUAAAGGGACAGGUGAAGAAUAUGUAGGUAGGAAUAAGGGGCCAGGUGAAGAUGACGAAUACGUAGGUAGGAACAAGGGGCAAGGUGUAGAUAACGAAUACGUAGGUAGAAAUAAGGGUUCUGAGACAUCGGCUACUGUAACGAGGAACGGAACUAGUACAGAGGCUGUAUGCUCCGCUGGUGGAACUGGAGUAGAGCGAGAGCAGGUUGUUAUAGCCGACGCUGGAGUCGGUGACGUGUCUUGGAGCGAAAGAGGGUCUCUCCACGGGAAUCGGGGGUCAUUUAUAGGCAAUGAAGAGUCUGAGUACUGGUCCUUCCGCACACCCACGCCGAGUGUGUGGGGUAUGAAGGCAGAACAGAGUGGCAGGGCGGAUGAUGUGAGUGUGUUAGGUGGUGAACUUGGGCCAUAUAAUGUGAGCAUGUUGAGCUCCGGGUCUAAAAAUAGCACUGGUGGUCCUGAUAUGGUCAUCUCAAACCCAGACACCGCAGAAGAUAAAGGGACCAAACGGGCACAGGAACCAACCCUGCUCACCUGCACAGAUCACACUGGUACCCAUGGACACGAGCAGGAACAUACACAUACACACAGCCACACACACGCACCAGCAUACACACACCCCCUGGGAGAAGCACGCCUGAACACAUGCGAGAAGGAUACGCUGCUGCCUAGGCAAGGCACAAGGCUGUCCCAUGCAACGGCCCACACGCCUACGGUGAGGCCAAAUGCUGUGGGUGUGGGUGCAGGUGCCGACGACGCGACUAAACCACAAAUACACGCCAUUGCAACCAACGCCGGGCGCGUUUGUACUUCAGCCGAGGACGCCGUUGCCAGGCAACCACACGCCGCGGCAGUGAGAGCUCGAUCUGCUGCCUCAGGACCGCGUCAGGACCUUGACUCUGAGUUGGGGGGCUAUGCACCUUUCCCGUACACGCCUGGGGCUCAAGCCAAGGCCAUGGUACCGCGAACCGUACCACAAACACCUGUGGACAGGGCUGGGGUCAGCGCACCCCAAUCGCCCGCAGAUAGGGCCGAUCCCGCCCCGACGGCGAUGGGGUCUGCAACGGACAAGGCCCGACUGAGUAGCGCUGAAUCAGAACGCACAUGGGACCGGUCUGGUUGGUGGGACUUCCGUACGCCCUCCCCGUGGGUGGCCAAAGAAGAAAGUUUGGGGGUUGUCCAGGGGGCCAAAGCGUCUGUAUUCGGGUCGAGUACGGCCCUGAAGUUGAGUCUGGGGCUCGGGAUGGACGUGGAUUUGGAUGCGAAUUUGAGUGUGGGGGUUUCGGGUAUUGUGGGGAUGGCUCUGGCCACGUCUACGCCCGUUGACCCAGGCACCGACAUACCUACACCCACCCCCACCCACACCCACAUACACACACGUAUAGCCACAGAAACACCAAACCCCCCUGAUACAGAUACGAACCCUGAUGCGCGCACAAGCAGACCCGCCCGUACUCACACGCACACAGCCACUGUCACAGCAACACAGACCCCCGCUGGUGCACAUACAGCAAGACCCGCACAUGCCCACAUGGACUCCAGCACACCCGCGCCCAGACGGGUGAGGGCAGGCUCAGCUCUGCCAUCGCCAGACAACCAGGCCCACACGCACACCCACACCCACACCCACACUCACACUCAUCCCCAGUCCCCGAUACCGGCGCCAGGGGUAGGGAGAGUGCAAGAUACUGACAACGAAACGGCGCGUAGAUGGAUGGAUGAAUCGUCCCCACUGGACUUGUCGGAUAUAUCUCCGGUGAGGUGGGUGGAGGGGGGGGGUCUUGCGCACGGGGAGCGGGGUGUAUAUAGCGGGCUUGUAGGUGUGCCACUCGGCGGAGAUGAUGGGGAUGUGAGCCUCAGAGCCUAUGCAGGCAUGGGUGCCGGUGUGUGUACUGGAUCGACCAGUAGUCCGAAGGCGGGAUGCAGUCCGGGUAGUCCUAUUCAUAGCACCCGCAUGGGCUCGGGAGGGCUGGCGGGCCUUAACCAGGCGGACUCGCGUGCACGAUCCCUGCGAUCUCCUACCCCCACCAACAGUAGUCCGAGUAUGCAACCGCGUCAAGGCUCAGGCUUGGGUGGCCGUGUAGUCCCGCACACGGACAAUGGGGUGGUGGGACCACCCGACCGAGAUCACGCAGACUCGCCUCCACUUCCGCUGCAGAUUGCGAAAAACACCAACACAGCCGCACGUGGGACUAUCCCUGGGGACACCCCGGAGACGUGUACUGACCACAGCAGCCAGAGUGUGCACCGGAGGCUACCCAAACUCGGUGGACAGCGUUGGGGGUGCUCGACGGCCGGUGGCAGUGGUGAAGGCGCUGCAGCACAGAGAGAGACGCAUGCAGGGGCUGGUGCAAGGGCGGGUGGGGGGGUGGCUACGGCACAGGGGAACGAGAGUGUUGUGCUACCGCGUGUGGACGAUAGUCUGUCGCUGUCACUGUCGCUGACUGGGCCCUGUGAGCUGGAUGAUGUGGUGGCCUCUCAGAUGGACCUGCACCUCUCCUACCACGACCUGGACCGGAGCCAGGACAGUUCAGGCGGGGCUCGGGGAGGCAAUCAGAACACCGGGAAUAACAUCUCCGCCAAUGAGACGGCAGUGAAUACGGUGGAGACCAAUGAAAACGCACCUGGAAACACGUCGCCGGACGGCAUGUGCCCUGACUCUGAGGCUCAGCCCGUCGGUGGCUUAAGAGCUGCAGCCAACGAGAUCGGGAUACGAAUGUCAUACUCAACUCGAAAUGGUCCUGCAGGUUCCCCGGUGCGGGGUGCAAAUCGAGCCUCGACCAAUGAAACCGAUUCUAUAAAUAGACCCGUAGCCACCGGCGCCGAGGGCCGUUGUUCGGAUUCAGAUAGGCCGCUGGCGAGUAUCGGUAGCCGACACCGCUCAUCCGUAUCGCCAGAGAAACACAUUGGAGAUGCGGUUGUUGCACCGACCAGUAACUACGAUGGCUCACACGACAAUGACUCACCUCCACGGCCACUCAGGAGAGCUGCCACCCAUACGGCCCUCCGUAAUAGCAACUUCCCGGUGGUACUCGAUGAUUCCGAUGACUCCGCCGCAGACGCAGACACAGACGCAGACGAUUCGGUGAUUGUGCUAGGCCUGCGUGACAGGCUCAGAGCAAACCACGCCGAUCUCAAGAUGUCACCCAUAAAGUCCCCAGCGUCACCACCUCAAGGUAACUCACACCCACACCCACAGGUGCAGUCACAAUCACAAUCACAGCCACAGUCACAGCCACAGUCACAUCGGGACAACGCCCGCAAACAAACGCAUUCAGAAGGGCCGUCGCGUGGCUCUGGGUGUGCGCAACAACAGCCUACCACGAGCACCGGAACCGCACCACAUCACAGGCGCUCACCUGACCACACCGUAUCUGACACCGCAAGUGUAACCGCAACCGCAACCACAACCGCAAGUGUACCCGCAACCGCUGUAAAGGCCAAAGCCACCACUCCGCCGCCUGCGAGCGGCAGUGGCAGGGCAACUGCAGGCGUGACUAGUGCUGCUGCCACCACGCAAGUACCGAACCGAAAGCGCUCACGCACACCAGAGCCUGAAUCCGGCAGUGGAGAAGCUUCGGUCACGAGAAGGCCCUUUCAAAGGCCGCCCUCGCCUGUACAAGACCCUUCUGUGUCCGUGGCCAGCACAAGCACCCGCCAAAAGCAGCACUUACCACAUAGGGGAAUGGGCCCGAAGCCACCAGUCCGCGGUACAUUCCUUCUGCAGCGCAUCGCGGGCGGGCGAGCGCCAACCACAGGCGAUGAGUCAUCAGCACCGGCAGCGGCUUCGCCGUUGCACCGGCUGUUCAGUGCUUCCAGUGAUAUUGCUGGGGCCACCGCUCCACAGUCCCGCCCACGCAUCCCGCUUUUCAGCCCACGGCGAAUAGCGGGAUGGGCCUCCGGCCCCACCGCCGCCGCGACGGGGACACCCACGCGGUCUCGUGUACCGAUAUCCAGACCACAGCAGAUACCGGUACCAUCACAAACAGUAUCAGUCGGUGACGUGGAACCUGCGCAGAGUUUGGGAUUGGGCGCGGGUGUUCUGGUGGUAGACGACGAUAGUGAUGACGAGGUGGUGGAGGUGUUGUCCUCGCAGCGAGACAACGUGCGUACACACGCACCGCCACACACCUACACCCACACCCGUGUGCGUGCUACACUGGGAGUGGCACGAGGGAGCAGAGGCACACCGAGACUCACACUAACACCCGGACGUGUAGGCGAUGCGAGAGUGUCGACACAUACAACAACACACACACCCCCCCACAGACCUGCACACACGCCCAAUUUUGGCUCGGCAGGGGUGGCGAUAGACCCUCCGGCUCGGCCGGCUGCGCUUGUUGUGGAUGUGGAUGCGGACGCGUACGACGAUGGGGAAGAGGAUGAGGUGAUCUCUGUGGAUGGGGCUGAUGAUUCAAGCGAAAGCGACAGCGACAGUGCAGCGCGGGGCAUUUCAUUUGAAUUCGAGGACGACGACCUGACACAGACACAGACACAGACACAACGGAAGAAGGGGACGAAGCUGACUAAAAAGCGUAAGUCAGAGAAUGCUUAA